This is a messenger RNA of Saccostrea cuccullata (small rock oyster), 1413 nucleotides long. RefSeq lists its product as uncharacterized. The record is from RefSeq and is a predicted model, not a curated record. NCBI's taxonomy places the organism in Eukaryota, Metazoa, Mollusca, Bivalvia, Ostreida, Ostreidae. Bases 1 to 1413 code for a protein of 470 amino acids. The transcript is spliced from 2 exons.
AUGGAUCGGGGUAUCGAAUUUGCAGAUGACGUUCGAACUUCCACAUCUUUAUCAACAACUAGAAAAUUCUCUACCAGUCCAACAAUAAAGAUAUACACCACACCAGCGAAGCUUGAAUCUGUAAUCACACAGAAAACAAACACGAUUGCGACAAAAGGAGCAACAUCAACCACACAAACAAUAGGUAGCAGAGGCAAAGAAUUCCUUAUUUUGUUCAUGGGAAAACUUUCCACAACAUCAGGACCAAUGAGAAUAUUAAUUACAACAGAUAGUAAUUCAUCUGUAACGAUCUCCACUUCACCUAAUUUAGAUGCAGCCAUUAAAUUGCAGACAGACAGAAUAACAAAUAUUACCACGUCUUCAAAAAUUACAUUUCCUUUUAAAUUGUCAUGUGACUACUUCAAAAUUGAAUCAAAAGCUGUACUGCUGCAGAUAUCUCAAUUGUCCACCAUAUCCAUGUUUGAUGGAAACGAUGGAACACUGGUUUUUCCAACAAACAAAUUGUCAACAAAAUAUAUUGUUUCGUCAACAAAUCCAUAUCAAUCAAAGAGUGACUGUUAUAGUCAGUUUGCUAUUGCAGCCUUGUAUGACAGAACGAAUAUAAACAUUAAAUUCAAAAUAAAAACCACAGCUACAAUUGCUUUACUUGGUGGAACAUACAAAAAUCAAGAUGUUUUCGCACUUACUUUAGAAAAAUAUGAAACUUUUCAAAUAGGACACACUGGUGAUCUCAGUGGAACCUUAAUUGUGUCUACAAAGCCUAUCGCUGUAUUCUCUGGAAAUCGAUAUCAGUAUCUAAAAGGUAGUUACUAUGGUCACAUGGUAGCUCAGCUUCCCCCUACUAACGAAUUUGAUUAUCAGUACAUUGUGCCUCCCUUCUACAAUAAUGUGGCAACGUUGAUUCAGGUUGCAAGUAACAUUCAUAGUUCAGUUAAUGUAAGUAUCGGUACCGGCGUAUCAACGUUGAACAUGACUGACGAAUACAGAAAUUUGGAAAUAAAGUCUAAUGAAGUAACUCUUUUAGAGUCUGAAAAUCCUAUAUUGGUUACUGGUUUUGGAAUGGGUUCGAGCAUGAACAGCCCUUAUAUGACCGGUAUUCCAGGUGUCCAUCAAUAUCUCGACUUCUAUAAGGUGUUUGUACCAGACGGAUAUACAAAUAAUUAUCUUUGUGUGAUUAUACAGCAUAAGUUUAAAAACAACCUGCUGUUGAACGGCUAUUCUACAGAAAAUUAUUUAACUGUGCAGGAGAGUAGUUCAAUCAUUUCACAAAACACUUUUAGCAUCCUUACAUUUACAGUUAACAAUGGAACAAUAGUUUUAUCAACAACCAAUAAUGCCAAAUUUGGAGUUAUUGUCUAUGGACAUAAGUAUCGUGACGGAUAUGCAUAUGCUGGAAAUUACGUACUUACUUAG